Messenger RNA from Dipodomys spectabilis (banner-tailed kangaroo rat), 6256 nucleotides. It is a transcript of the gene Abca6, whose product is annotated as ATP binding cassette subfamily A member 6. Gene Ontology annotation, cellular component: membrane; intracellular membrane-bounded organelle. The coding region runs from base 1245 to 6110 and encodes 1621 amino acids. Gene Ontology annotation, molecular function: ATP hydrolysis activity; lipid carrier activity; ABC-type transporter activity. The transcript has 39 exons. NCBI's taxonomy places the organism in Eukaryota, Metazoa, Chordata, Mammalia, Rodentia, Heteromyidae. Gene Ontology annotation, biological process: lipid transport; transmembrane transport. The record is from RefSeq and is a predicted model, not a curated record.
UUUCAGAGAAAUAGACUUCUUUUUUCUAGUAUUCCUGCAAAAAAAAGCCCUCUUGAAUAUUUGUAAUGUUUUUUGAGCAUUGGUAAUUCACUAUACUUUAUUUUGUUUACGUAUCUUAUAAAAUCCUGUAUCUAUUAUGAAUAGAGUAAAAGGUAGAAAUUUGUUCAUAAUUCAUUUGUUCAUCCAAGAAAUUUUUCUAAGACACACUAUGGAUUGUUUAGCUUUUUUCGGAAAGAAAAGAAAUUCAGCUCUAGCAUGUUCUGUCCACAUAGUGUGAAGUUGCCAAGUCUAUAAUUGACAGUUGUAUGUAGCCAUAAGUAGUGAAGAAACAUAGCUUAUUUCUCAUUGAAAGUUAAGUGUUUUGUGUGAUUAGUUAUUUUUGCUUUUCUUGCCUUUUUUUCCUUCUUGAUGCCAUGGUGUCUGAUGGACCAGUUUCAUUUUUCUUUGUUUGCCAUUUCCUCCCCAAUUCCUGCAGUUGAAAGGCCAAAUGAACAAACAUGGGUGUUUUUUUUUUUUUCUCAACCAAUCAUGCGGCAGUCAUUUCUCUACAAAAUACUUGGCUUAGGGGAUAAAAAGAGCACAGAACAAAAAAAAUAAACAAAUUAAUCGUGUGCAGCUGGGCUGACUAUAUCCUUUUUCAGAAACUGGUCUGAGUAUAAACAAGAAGUAGUACCUACAUAGGGAAAAAAAGUUUAGUUCUUGUACUAGACAAAAAGAGAACCAUAUUUUCAGAGUACUUUUUUUCUGACUUUUCUGACAGUAAGUAAAGUGAGUAGACAUGGUUAAAAAUCAAUCUAUUUUUCGUACAAUAUUGAUGCUUCCAGUAUUUAUGUUUAGAUUGAAGACUUUUACUGUUUUUCUUUUUCUUGUGUGGAUAUAGCAUUAGAAUAUAGGAAAGUAGUAAAAAUUUACUUUAUCUCAACUGAAGGAGAAUUAUUGGGAUAUUUUGAUAUACAAAUUUGACAUAAUAUUUAAACUUAGUGAUUCUAAAAACUAGAAAAAAUAUUUUCUGUUUAUUUGGAAGUAUUUGGGAAAAAUUACUUUCCUAUGUAACUUCUGCUUUCUCUCUUAUAUAAACUUAAUUCUGUUUCCUGAGUUAUUCAGAGACUUCAGAAUUCAGAAAUUUCAGAGAAAUGUUUUAUUUUUCCUGUGCCUUAGAAUCAAUUUUCAAGAAAUUUGAGUUUGUAUUAUAAUCCACAGCCUCGUUCUUUUUUAAAAGUCCUUUACUUCAAUGUGAAGGUAAAAUGGGUAUAAAGCAGAGAAGUCUGUAUCAGCAAACUCGAGUGCUUCUGCACAAGAAUCUUCUUAUGAAAUGGAGAAUGAAAAUAAAUAGCUUGUUGGAAUGUGGCAUCCCAGUACUUCUAGGAGUAUAUAUGAGUACAAUUGCACAUUUUACAUACAAUAUACAUUUUUCUGGAAAGCCUCCUGAGAACCUGGGAAGGCUAGAUCAAUUUAAUAGCUCUUCUAUGACAGUUGUAUAUACGCCAAUCUCUAAUACAACCCAGAAGAUAAUGAAUAGAAUAGCACUUUCUCCUUUUAUGAAAGGAGCAAGUAUCAUUGGGACAGCAAAUUAUACCUAUAUGGAAGAUAUAUUUCAGAAGCAUCUUCCAAAUUCAUUGGGAAUCAUCUUUAAUGACAUUUUCUCUUACAACCUAAAAGUUGAAGACUAUUCAGUUCCAAUGGUUGAAAAAAGUUUAUCAGAUUAUUGCUUUGAUUCGCAUGAUGAUUCUUUAUGUGAAUCGUCCCUAUAUUGGAAAGGAGGUUUUGUGGCUUUACAAACUCUCAUAAAUGCUGUUAUUAUAGAAAUGACAGCAAACCACUCUGUGAUGGAGGAGCUGAUGUCUGUUACAGCUAUAAACAUGAGGGCAUUGCCUUCUAUUUCCAAACACAGCUUUCAAAAUGAAGUGUUUAUUUUGUUCUGUUUAUUUUACUUCAUAUCAAUUAUAUAUUUUCUAUCACUUAAUGUUACAAGAGAGAGAAAAAAGUACAAGGAUAUGAUGAAAAUCAUGGGACUAUAUGACUCAGCAUUCUGGCUCUCCUGGGGCUUACUUUAUGCUGGCUUUGUCUUCAUUUUUUCCAUAUUCAUUACAGUUAUCAUAACAACUACCCAAACUAUAGUUAUGACUGGCUUCAUCGUCAUAUUUACACUUUUUUUCUUAUAUGGCCUAUCUUUGAUAGCCUUAUCAUUCCUGAUGAGUGUUUUGUUGCAGAAAGCUGCCCUUACCAAUUUUAUAAUGUUUCUUAUUACUCUCUUUUGGGGCUGUGUGGGAUUCACUGCAUUGUACAAACAACUUCCUUCAUCUCUGGAGUGGAUUCUGAGUAUUUGUAGCCCUUUUGCUUUUACUUCUGGAAUGAGUCAGAUUAUUCAUCAGGAUUACAACUUCAAUGGUGUCAAUUUUUUUGACCCUUCAGGAGAGUCCUAUGUAAUGAUAGCAAAAUGCUCUAUUCUGGUUUUCGAUGGUGUAGUUUACUUGCUAUUGGCAUUAUACUUUGACAAACUCUUACCCUAUGGAAGUGAUCUCCACCAUUCUCCAUUGUUUUUCCUGAAUUCAUCAUUUUGUUUCCAACAUUGGAGGACUAAAAAUAAUGUUCUUGAGGAAAACCUAGAUCCUGAACAGCCCUCUGAUGAUUACUUUGAGCCUGUAGCUCCUGAGUUACAGGGAAAAGAAGCCAUCAGAAUCAGAAAUGUUAAAAAGGAAUAUAAAGGAAAAUCUGGAAAAGUGGAAGCAUUGAAAGGUUUGCUCUUUGAUAUAUACGAAAGUCAAAUCACAGCAAUUCUGGGUCACAAAGGAGCUGGCAAAUCUUCACUACUAAACAUCUUUACUGGACUAUCUGUUCCAACAGAAGGCUCAGUCACUAUCUACAAUAAAAAUCCCUCUGAAAUUCAAGACUUGGAGGAAAUCAGAAAGAGAACUGGUGUUUGUCUUCAACAUAAUGUUCAGUUUGACAUACUUACCUUAAAGGAAAACCUCAGGCUGUUUGCUAUAAUAAAAGGGAUCCAUCCACAGGAAGUGGAACAAGAGGUACAACAAAUUUUAUUGGAGUUUGACAUGCAAACUAUUCAGGAUGACCGUGUUGAAAAUUUAAGUGAAGGACAGAAAAGAAAGCUGACCUUUGGGACUGCCAUUUUAGGAGAUCCUCAAAUUUUGAUCUUAGAUGAACCAACUGUUGGGCUGGAUCCCUUUUCAAGGCAGCAGGUGUGGAGCUUCCUGAAGGAACAUAGAGCAAAUCGGGUGAUCCUCUUCAGUACCAAGUAUGUGGAUGAGGCAGACAGCCUUGCUGAUAGAAAGGUGAUAAUGUCCCACGGGAAACUGAAAUGUGCAGGCUCUUCCAUCUUUUUGAAGAGAAAAUGGGGCAUUGGAUAUCACCUAAGUUUACAUAGGAAUGAAAUAUAUGAUCCAGAAAAAAUAACAUCCUUUAUUAAGCAUCACAUCCCUGAGGCCGAAUUAAAAACAGAAAACAAAGAGAAGCUUGUGUACACUUUGCCUUUGGAAAAGACGAGUAGGUUUCCAGAUCUCCUCAGUGAUCUAGAUGCAUAUUCUGGUCAGGGUAUAAUGAGUUGUGACAUCUCUAUAUCAACUCUGAAUGAAGUCUUCAUGGAUCUAAAUAGAAAAUCCACUACCGAAAAAGAUUUUGAACAUUCAGAAAUGCCAAGAGUCUCAGAGAGCGUAAAUGAAACAGAGCAAGCUUGCCCUUCUCUUCUCCAAAUGCGGAAGGCAGUGAGUGACCUGCGCCUCUGGAGAACACAGGUCUGCGCGAUAGCCUGGCUCCGAUUCUUAAAACUAAAACGUGAGAGGAAGUCACUUUUGGCCUUGCUACUCAUACUUGCAAUUCCAUUUUUACUUUUGAUUGUGGAACUAAUACUUUUGGCUGUGCAAAAUAACCAGAACUUGGAAUUUAAGACGGGAUUGUAUUUCCUGUCUCCUGGACAAGUUCCUCAGGAUCUCUGCACCAGUCUGUUGAUCAUCAAUAACACAGAUUCAAAUAUUGAAGAUUUUAUUCAGUCACUAAAGCAACAAAAUAUACUUGUGGAAGUAGAUGACUUUGAAAACAGAAAUGGCACUGAAAGUCUCUCCUAUAAUGGAGCCAUCAUAGUUUCUGGAAAACAAAAGGAUUAUAGAUUUUCAGUUGUGUGCAACACCAAGAGGCUGCACUGUUUUCCUGUCCUUAUGAAUAUCAUCAGCAAUGGACUACUUCAUAUGUUCAACCAUACACAGCAUAUUCAAAUCAAAAGAAAUUUAUUUACUUUUGCCGAUAUCAUCAUCUGGUUUGGGUUCGAAGACUUCUUGUUGUUGUUUUCAAUAGUUUCCUGUAUUUCUCCUUACAUUGCCAUGAGCAGUGCUACUGAUUACAAAAAAAAAGCUGAUGCUCAGCUAUGGAUUUCAGGCCUUUACCAUUCUGCUUAUUGGUUUGGGCAGGCAGUGAUAGAUGUUACCCUGUUCAAUUUCAUUAUCAUGUUAACAUAUGUAAUCUUCUACGUAACAAAAAUGAAGGGUUCUUCCAUUACAAGUCGAGUUGUAUUUGCUACGGUUGCUUAUUCUUUUGGUUAUUCAGCUUCUCUGAUCUCCUUGACAUAUGUGAUAUCAUUUACAUUUUGCAAGAGGAAGAAAAACAGCAGCCUCUGGUCACUUUGCUUUUGUAUUUUCUUUAUAAUCACCGUCUACUUCUGGACAGUCUUUUACUUGGACCUAAGUAUACUCAUUCCCAGCAUGAUAUUGGUUCCUACCGCUUCCUUGUGUGGAUAUCUGUUCUUUGUGGCAGAGAGAUCCUACUAUUACUCCAGAGAACUUUCUGAAGUAGUAUCUGACGUUAGAGGAACUGAUUUGCUAAUCUGCCUAAUACCUUUCUUCCAGACUUUGGUAUUUAUUUUUGUACUAAGAUGGAUGGAACUAAAAUAUGGAAAGAAAGUAAUACGAAAGGAUCCUAUUUUCAGAAUUGCUCCCCAAAGUCGAGAUGUUCACCCAAAUCCAGAAGAAAUUGUGGAUGAAGAUGAAGAUGUUCAAGCAGAAAGAACAAGGACAUCAACUGCCCUGACAGUUUCAAACUUAAAUGAGAAGCCAAUCAUAAUUGCCAGCAGUCUACAUAAAGCGUAUGCAGUUCAGAAGAAAAGAUGCUUUACAAAGUCAAAGAAGAAAAUAGCAACCAGAAAUAUCUCUUUCUGUGUUAACAAAGGUGAAAUUUUGGGAUUGCUAGGACCCAAUGGGGCUGGUAAAUCUUCCUCCAUUAGGAUGAUUGCUGGGAUCACAAAGCCAACAGCUGGAGAGGUGGAACUGAAAGGAUUCAGGUCCGUCGCAGGUGACCAGGGAAAUAACACAGUCAGCUUCCUGGGCUACUGUCCUCAGGAGAACGUGCUGUGGCCACUCCUGACGACGAAAGAUCACCUGGAGGUGUAUGCCGCUGUAAAAGGACUGCAGAAAGGGGAGGCUGCCAUUGCCAUUUCACGAUUAGUGAAUGAUUUCAGGCUACAUGAUCAGCUGAAUGUUCCAGUGCAGAAAUUGGCUACUGGGGCCGCAAGAAAGCUGUGUUUUGUGCUGAGUAUCUUGGGAGAUUCACCUAUCCUGCUUCUGGAUGAACCUUCAAUUGGCAUAGAUCUAACAGAGCAGCAACAAAUGUGGCAGACUAUUCGGACAGCUGUUAAAACCACAGAACAAUGUAUUCUCCUGACUACCCACAACCUGACUGAGGCUGAGGCUCUCUGUGACCGGGUGGCCAUCAUGGUUUCUGGAAAGCUGAGAUGCAUCGGCACCAUCCCACACCUGAAAAGGAAAUUUGGCAAGGAGUACAUUCUAGAAGUAAAAGUGAAGGAGGCUACUCAAGUACCAUCAGUCCACAUGGAGAUUGUGAAGCUUUUCCCACAGGCUGCAAAACAAGAAAGGUACCCCUGUUUAUUGACCUAUAAGCUGCCUGUAGCUGAUGUUUACCCUUUAUCUAAGGCCUUUCACAAAUUAGAAGCAGUGAAACAAAAUUUUAACCUGGAAGAAUAUAGCCUCUCUCAGUGCACACUGGAAAAGGUAUUCUUAGAACUUUCUAAGGAGCAAGAGCUGGAAAGUAUUGAAGAACCUGAUAAAACCAUGAGAUGGAAACACCUUUCUCAUUCAGAUGAACCUUAAAACCUCAAGCCAAAUAAUUUUUUGUUCCUAUAAAAUUACAUUUAUGUAACCUUGAAGUGUGUAUAAUUAAAUAGAUCAGCUAACAUUAAUAUCAAACAUAUAUUUUAGGUUUAACCAAUAAAGCCAGACAUUGAUCAUUAUGAAAA